Hyla sarda is the source of this 1791-nucleotide messenger RNA. It is a transcript of the gene PRR5, whose product is annotated as proline rich 5. The record is from RefSeq and is a predicted model, not a curated record. Gene Ontology annotation, biological process: TORC2 signaling. Lineage: Eukaryota; Metazoa; Chordata; Amphibia; Anura; Hylidae. Gene Ontology annotation, cellular component: TORC2 complex. The transcript is spliced from 11 exons. Bases 451 to 1659 code for a protein of 402 amino acids.
AAAUCUCCCCCUAUGUAUUCCUGGUGCUUACAUCUCCAGCUCAUACAACCUAAGGGGGGGAAAAAAUGAUCAGCUUUCCAAAAUAGCGUCAUUUGUCACAUAGAACAUCAAUAUAUUGACCCCGUCUCUAGUUCUGUCUGCUGUACGGCUUCCAGUCAUAGAGAUUUACACACAUACGGCGAGGACGGAGACAGAACACACCGGACUUCUUUGUGCAUUUGUUGUCUGGAGCGGACGUGGAGCAUCAGAUCCUAUUGACGAAAGUAAUUAUGGCUCCCUGACAUCUCCAGCAUCUACACUGAGAUCCUCUGCAAAUGUACGAGGAAGGAGCGGCAGCACAGUCAAUCAGAUCCGAUGUAAUUUGUGGCUUUUGGUUACCUCCACGCCUUCAAAUCCACAAGCCUUAACGACCAGAUUUACCAUCCCCGUGAUAUUAAAAGGUCGAAAUUCAUGAGUUCGCCCAGCCUCAUUGACCUGGGCAAGAGAGAGCAGGCAGCCUUGGACGAGCGGGGGACGCAACAGAAGCGAGCCGGGUCCAACGCCACCUGGAACAGCAUCCAGAAUGGAGUAAUUUCAGUCUUCCAAAAGAAGGGGCUGCAGGAUCAUGAACUCUACAAUCUGAAUGAAGGUGUCCGGCAGCUGUUGAAAACCGAACUGGGCUCCUUCUUCACAGAAUACCUUCAGAACCAGUUGCUCACUAAGGGGAUGGUGAUCCUGCGAGACAAGAUACGUUUUUAUGAAGGACAAAAACUCCUUGAUUCCUUAGCAGAAUCCUGGGAUUUCUUCUUCACCGAUGUUCUGCCAAUGUUACAGGCAAUCUUCUACCCUGUCCAGGGGAAGGAGCCUUCCAUCCGUCAGCUGGCUUUGCUGCAUUUCAGAAAUAUAAUAACCCUAAAUCUUAAACUGGACGAUGCCUUAUCCCGCCCACGAGCUCGAGUACCUCCCUCCAUCAUUCAGAUGCUGCUAAUACUUCAGGGUGUCCAUGAGUCGAAGGGGGUGUCGGAAGAAUAUCUUAACCUGGAACAACUUAUACAGAAGGUGGUCUCUCCAUACCUUGGUACAUACGGGUUGUACUCUAGUGACGCUCCAUUCACCCAUUCCUCCUGUAUCUUGGAGAAACGCAUGUUCAGACGUUGUCCCAAAUCUGGUGAAAUCAUCACUAAGAAUCCAGUGGUGAGAUCCAAGAGCUACAACAAUCCAUUGCUGACCCCGGUAGCCGAGUACGAAAUAGAAAACCAUACAUCCAAUGGGACUGGAAUCAGAAGACACUCAGUAUCGGAGAUGACCUCACUUCUGGAGAUGCAGGGAUACUCCAAUCUAACCACCAUUCUGGACUCAAGCUCCAAACUCUCAAUGUCCACUGCCAAACCACAAGCCACGGGGGAGCUGGAGCAUCCAGCCGUGGGCAAUGGACAGUUUCCUUCAAUGCAUAACAACAGUGAACCUCAACAAGGACUGUUCCACAGCACAAGCUCCAGGGAGGAUAUAGCCAGAGACUCCACUUUGAUUCCGGCCCCAUCUUCCAGCCCAGAGACAAUUGUUGACCAGAUCUUAGAAUCCAUAGACUCCGACUCGGAAGGAAUUUUCAUUGAUUUCGGAAUAGGUUGUGCCAAAUCUUCAGGAUACACCAUGGAUGUCGGACGGCAAAGCCUUGUAUAAUAAUCUUCUUUUACUUUCUUCUUUCUUUUCACUUCGGGUUUACAAUGAGUUGAAGGUUUCCAUUGGCCUCAUGUCUAUUGAUUUCUCUACAUUUUUUUUCCCGGUUUCCAUUAAAUGUAUGAUACAUUUCUG